Messenger RNA from Drosophila obscura, 1537 nucleotides. Its product is annotated as RNA-binding protein 34. Gene Ontology annotation, molecular function: RNA binding. Lineage: Eukaryota; Metazoa; Arthropoda; Insecta; Diptera; Drosophilidae. The transcript has 3 exons. The coding region runs from base 40 to 1335 and encodes 431 amino acids. The record is from RefSeq and is a predicted model, not a curated record.
GAUAUCGACAUCGCUAACACACGUGAAGAUUCCAGCAAAAUGAAAACGCCGAGAAAUAACGAAGCUGUGAAAGGUGAAUUAAAACCGUCGAAAAAACCACCUGUUGUUGCACAGGAGAGCAAGCUAAUCAAAAAGAAAGCAAAGCAACCAAAGCAGCCCAAGACAGAGAAGGCCGCAGUGAAAGAGGCCGUGGGCAAUGAGAGUCCAAAGAAGCUGACAGUGGCAGACCUGGCCAAGAUCGAGAAAAAGCGGGCCAAAAAGGAGGGCCAGAAGCUAAAGAAACAGCAGCAAAAGUUAUUAAAAGCUUCCCCUGGGCCCACAGAGAAAGAGGUCAAGAAAGAAAUCAAUCCCGUCGAAACGUCCGAAGAAGAUACUGAGACCCCCAAGACAGCCGCUAAACCAGAGACUAAACAGCAGAAAAAAGCCACCAAGAAAUCCAAGGCCAACAAUAAGGACGAAGAUGCUGUCAAAUGGGAGCGGGAUCCUGCCCAAGAGGCUGCUACCAUUUUUGUUGGCAAUCUUCCCAUCAACACCAAACGCGUGCAGUUGGUGCGUCUCUUGAAGCCUUAUGGCAACGUCAAGUCCAUACGCCUUCGCACAGCUGGUGGCAAGCAAUUGUUCAAGCACAAACAGCGCAAGGGGGCGGGCUCCCUAAACGCCUACGUUGUGCUCGAUAGUGCCUAUAUUGCGGAGAAAGCACUGGCAUUGAAUGGCACAGAAUUCAAGGAGAAUCACUUGCGUGUAACCCCAGCUGCAAAGUCGGGAGGUGGAGAUGAUAACUUGCCCCAAGAUGCCGAUGCCAAGCGCACCAUCUUUGUCGGUAGCCUGAAAUACUCGGCCAACGAGGAGAAGCUUCGUGAAAUAUUCUCCAGCUGUGGCGAAAUCGACUAUAUCCGCUGCUUACAGGAAGGCGAAAAGGGCUGCAAGGGCGUGGCCUAUGUGUGCUUUAAGAAGCCCGACGCCGUGGGCCUGGCCCUGGAGCUCAACCAGACACUGCUCGACGACAGACCCAUAAACGUGGAACGCUAUUUGGUCAAGAAAUUGGGCGCCAAACAGGUGCGCGACGCUGCUGCUGCAAAAUCAGGUCCACCAACGAAAUCAAAGACCAAACAGAAUUCGGUGGGUGCCAAGAAGCGUCUGGAUAAAAAGCAACACAAGCAGAACGGCAAGCCGUCAGCAGCGCAGGGAGACAAUGCUGCGACGGGCAGCAAAAAGAAAUCAGAGUAUCGGGGCGUCAAAGUUGAUGGCAUCAAAAAGGCCAAGAAGCCAAAGAAGAAGAGCAACGACCAGCUCCAUGCGAUGGCCAAGAAGAUUGCACCAAAGCCGAAAAAUUAAUUUAAAGCUAGCCUAAGUCUUUAGUUUUAAAUUAGUGACAAUGUAAUCGAAAGGGUUGGCCUUUUCCAGUUAUAAUUUGACUCAAUUACGAAACUCCAAAAAUAACCACCGGAACAAUCCAUGAAAUAUUGUACAAUUUCUUACAAGACUAUUAUCCACGAAAUAUAAAAUGCCAAUACACUUUCUGUUUAAACAAAUACCU